UUGAAAAGUGAACAGAAGAACUUCGUUCGUCAAUGGUUCAGGAAAUUUCGCAAGGUGGAUGAGCACCCACAUAUCGCCAGUGAAGAGAUACAUGCUUUUGCUACGCUAUUGAAGGCUCCACCGCAAGCUAUAGCGGGAUAUAUCAGGGAUAGGGUCCUGAUCGCUCGGGAAGAACCAACGUCCGAAACUCCCUUAUCUCCCACUUCACCUCGGCCAACUGGAGGAAUAGAUGCUCAGAGGACAUCGUCUGAAUACAACCUGAGAGCGGCCAAUACACACCUCGAACCCGAUACUCUGGACUUGGUAGAGAAGUACGUCGUUGGGUCUCAGCGUCGCCGCACCCAGGGAGAUGGACGCCGUAGCGUGAACGAGGGGCAUUUUAAAUGUACUUUCGGCUGUGGAUACCGAACUAGGCGUACAUUUGAUUGGCGAAGACAUGAGGAGACUCAUGAGCCCCAAGAACUCUGGCUUUGUCAUCUCUGCCGGCAACAACAUGAUAAUGGCAACCCCUUUCUUGUGAACAGGAAGGACAAGUUUCUGAAGCACGCACGAGAUUCGCACAAGGACUUCGAUGAAGAGGCGGUGCUCGACAUGUCCAGAGUCAAUUUCAGAUCCAACUUUGAUCCGAUAUGUCCAAUCUGUGGGGAAUUCUCGAACACAUGGGACGACAGAUGUAAACACAUCACUACCCACUAUGAAGACGAAGAGUUCCAAGCCAAGCAACGA
Messenger RNA from Aaosphaeria arxii CBS 175.79, 726 nucleotides. RefSeq lists its product as uncharacterized. NCBI's taxonomy places the organism in Eukaryota, Fungi, Ascomycota, Dothideomycetes, Pleosporales. The transcript has a single exon. The record is from RefSeq and is a predicted model, not a curated record. The annotation marks the transcript as partial.